CAUGCAUAUGUGUGUAUGUUUGUGCAUGUAUAUAUGUAUGUGUGUUUGUGUGUGUGUACACGCACCUGCUGACUGACACUCAUGUUGGCACACUGGCCUGUGCAGGUAUGUGAUUUUUUUCUGCUGUUUUUUUUUUUUUUUCUUUUUCAGUAGCUUCUUCCUCCAGGUUUUUUGAGGCAGGGUCUGCCUUUGAUCUCAGAGCUCUUUGUGGAACCCAUCAGGCUGUCUGGCUUCUGAGCUCCCCGUGCUCAUGGGGCCGAUGCAAGCUUCCAUAUCCAGGUCCUCCUGGUUGAGCCCCACUUAACUCUCCAGCUGUGCAGUGAGGAUGAUUCACGGAUAUCCCUCUUAGCUCUGUUUCCUGCUGAGCUGCAGAUUUAUAUUCCCCACAGCAUACUAAAAGUGUCCAUAGACAACCGUGGUUCCUCGUAUCUAAACCCAGACUAUUGUCUUUUCCUCUGGGACCUCUGGUAUUUGCUGUCCCAUUUUGACAUUAGUGGCCACUAUUGAAGCCAGAGUUUCCUUUGACAUAGCCUCCGGCCUCAAUCAUGUUUAAUUUGUCAGCUCAUCCUCUUGUGAGGCUUAGAUGGCAUCAGAGGCCUCUCGUAAAGUUGGCUGUGGGGCUACAUGCCGGGGCAUCAACUGCAGAUGUGCAUGCUCUGCGGAAACACCGAAUAAACACUUACUGAGUGAGAAUCGGGACCUUUGCUCUGGGAACAGUUUGUAUCAGCGUGCUCCUGUGACCAGGCUCCCGUGGUCUGAUGGGAAAUGUCUCUGACAGGCUCUCUGGGCACUUGCUCCUCAGCCGGUGGCAUUAUCUCGGAAUGCUUGGGAGGCUGGGGCCUAGCUGCAACAGUGGGUGUCUGGAGUCUGGCCUGCUCUGCUUGGCCACCUUCACAGUGUAGGCCAUGCUUGCUGCUGGGCCUGCUGGCAGUGACAGACUCUGUACCUCCAAGUAGGAACCAGAAUGGAUCCCUUCUGGAAGGUGUUUCUUACCUCCCCCCACAGGAACUGCUGUCUGCGUCCUCGUCAGCCUUGCAGAAUGAUCACCUGUCUUCUUUAUUUACAGCGUGCUCUCAAUUCUGAUCCACCCUAAGGCACCGUAUAAUGCCUGCUAAUCAGGUCCCAGUGUUGCCUAUAAGCCAGACAUUGAGUCAAAGAGGUGUGAAUAAUAGCAUCAUUUUAUAAAUUAAUUCUCAAAAGUAACAUUUCUAGACGACUUUAUGAUCAGAUGUUUUAAGAAACCGCUUUCUUUCAUUCUCUUUCUCUCCCCUCCUCCAUCCUUCCCUUUUUGGCACUGGGUCUUGCAGUAGAACCCACACUGGCCUAAUGGACCUACCCUACAGUGACCUCAGGACUUUCAGUUUCGAAUGUAGGGGUUGUAGGCACCACGUGCCACCAUGUGCCACCAUGUGCAGAGAAAGGUGGUUCCCAGCUUUUCUGGGGGGAAAAAUGAUUUCAACUCAUUCUGAGAAGAUUUGCAUGAAUUUUGGUUUUCUUUGUUUCUGAUCUGUCAAUCCUGUCUUUUCAAACCCUUUUAACAAGUGAAAGAGUUUUGUUCCUAGGGAAUACUCAACAAGACAGGGUGGGACGUUCUACUUUCAGAGCUUCUCAGGGCUUUAAUGGACUGAAAGUGGAGAUGAGGCUUCCCCCCCACCCUUUUACCUGUGUAGAUAGGUGUGUAUUUGUGGAGGUCAGAGCUAAGAUUACAGGGCUGUGCUGGAAAUCUCAGCUCAGUUCCCCGUGCUCAAAUGGCAAGCAUCUUGCCCACUGAGCCACCACCCAGCCCAGGUAUGACUUCUUUUUUUUUUUAUUAGGUAUUUUCCUCAUUUACAUUUUCAAUGCUAUCCCAAAGGUCCCCCAUACCCACCCCCCCAAUCCCCUACCCACCCACUCCCCCUUUUUGGCCCUGGCGUUCCCCUGUACUGGGGCAUAUAAAGUUUGCAAGUCCAAUGGGCCUCUCUUUGCAGUGAUGGCCGACUAGGCCAUCUUUUGAUACAUAUGCAGCUAAAGACAAGAGCUCCCGGGUACUGGUUAGUUCAUAAUGUUGUUCCACCUAUAGGGUUGCAGUUCCCUAUAGCUCCUUGGGUAAUUUCUCUAGCUCCUCCAUUAGGGGCCGUGUGACCCAUCCAAUAGCUGACUGUGAUCAUCCACUUCUGUGUUUGCUAGGCCCCGGCAUAGUCUCACAAGAGAGAGCUAUAACUGGGUCCUUUCAGCGAAAUCUUGCUAGUGUAUGCAAUGGUGUCAGCAUUUGGAAGCUGAUUAUGGGGUGGAUCCCUGCAUAUGGCAGUCACUAGAUGGUCCAUCCUUUCGUCACAGCUCCAAAUUUUGUCUCUGUAACUCCUUCUAUGGGUGUUUUGUUCCCAUUUCUAAGAAAGGGUAAAGUGUCCACACUUUGGUCUUCGUUCUUCUUGAAUUUCAUGCGUUUGGCAAGUUGUAUCUUAUAUCUUGGGUAUCCUAAGUUUCUGGGCUAUUAUCCGCUUAUCAGUGAGUACAUAUUGUGCGAGUUCCUUUGUGAUUGGGUUACUUCACUCAGGAUGAUACCCUCCAGGUCCAUCCAUUUGCCUAGGAAUUUCAUAAAUUCAUUUUUUUAAUAGCUGAGUAGUAUUCCAUUGUGUAAAUGUACCACAUUUUCUGUAUCCAUUCCUCUGUUGAGGGGCAUCUGGGUUCUUUCCAGCUUCUGGCUAUUAUAAACAAGGCUGCUAUGAACAUAGUGGAGCAUGUGUCCUUCUUACCGGUUGGGACAUCUUCUGGAUAUAUGCCCAGGAGAGGUAUUGCGGGAUCCUCCGGUAGUACUAUGUCCAAUUUUCUGAGGAACUGCCAGACUGAUUUCCAGAGUGGUUGUACAAGCUUGCAAUCCCACCAACAAUGGAGGAGUGUUCCCCUUUCUCCACAUCCUCGCCAACAUCUGCUGUCACCUGAGUUUUUGAUCUUAGCCAUUCUGACUGGAGUGAAGUGGAAUCUCAGUGUUGUUUUGAUUUGCAUUUCAGGUAUGACUUCUUAAAAAAUGUAAUCCAGGUAUUAAAUAUCCAUAACAAAUAAUGGCAACUAUUCUCCUUUCUAAAUUUAAUUUUAAAAUUAAAAUUUAGUUUGCAUGACUGUCUUAGUUUGUUUUUUACUUCUCUAAACAGACACCACCAUGACUAAGGCAACUCUUAUAAGGACAAUAUUUAAUUGGGGCUGGCUUACAGGUUCAAAGGUUCAGUCCAUUAUCAUCAAGGCAGGAACAUGGUGACGUUCAGGCAGGCAUGGUGCAGGAGGAGCUGAGAGUUCUACAUCUUCAUCUGAAGGCUUCUAGGAGGAUACUGGCUUCUAGGCAGCUAGGAUGAGGAUCAUAAAGCCCACACCCACAGCGGCACACCUCCUAAUAGUGCCAGUCCCCGGGCCAAGUAUAUACAAACCAUCACUGUGUCUUUCUUUCUUUCUUUCUUUCUUUCUUUCUUUCUUUCUUUCUUCCUUCCUUCCUUCCUUCCUUCCUUCCUUCCUUCCUUUCUUUCUUUCUUUCUUUCUUUCUUUCUUUCUUUCUUUCUUUCUUUCUUAGUUUUGGAGUCUACAUGACUGUUCUUGGAAGGAGCCUCCCUUCUUUCCACAUUUCUCCCAUAUUCUUUUCCCUCCUCUCCACACUAAAUUACAUGAAACUCUUUUCCCUACUUUCCUCUCUAAAGUAUCUUACUGUAUUCCUUUUUAAAAAAGAUUUAUUUGUUUGUUUGUUUGUUUGUUUUAUGUGUGUGAGCACACUGUAGCUGUCUUCAGACACACCAGAAGAGGGCAUCGGAUCCCAGUACAGAUGGUUGUGAACCACCAUGUGGUUUUUGGGAAUUGAACUCAGGACCUUUGGAGGAGUAGUCAGUGCUCUUCAUGGCUGAGCCACCUCUCCAGCGCACUGCAUUCCUAAAACAGGGCAUUUGAUUUUACAAACGUGCUUCUGCAGGAGAGGAUCUAGGAAACCCUUUUUAAAGGGCAUUUAUCAAGUCCUACACUGAGGACUUGGAGACAAGGGUGGAUGUAAAAGUUCUCCCUGCUCUAAGCAUGGACAUGGUUUGACGGACAUGCAAGGUUGUCAUCCCAAUUGGCCGCAGACAUACUUGUCCACAAGGUCACUGUCCAUGUUGUGGUCGAAGCGUAAAGCACUGUCAUAGCUCUGCCCCAACACUUUGCAGUUCAGGCUGUCGCCCUGUGUCUGAGCGUUUGAACACAGCAGAAUUAGAUCUUGACAUUGUGACCAUCAGUAUCUCUACACUGUCACAUCAACAGGGGAUGGACUGGACUCUACCUUAGUGACUCUUUGUGCCUUUAGCCCAAAUCAACUGUUUCAGUUUAGCAUCCAUUUGAGCUAAGUUACCAUCAGCCAGGAAGAGCCAUGUCUAGCCUUGAUAGCCUGGGGUUUUCCUUUACUGGCCAUUCUGUCUUUACUGCAAGGUUCCUGCCUACUCUAAUUUUCUGGGUACAUCACUGAGGCAGAGUUCUUAUUCUGGUUUACCAAUCUAUCUUUGCGUUUGUCUCCUCAGUACACUCUCACUGUCCCUCCAGCUGGCUGUCACCCUGGUCUUCCCUCCCUGGGUGGUACUGCUGGAAAAUUUUCACAUGGACUAGUUUCCGGUACAUGCUCAGGCUGAUAGAACGGUUGGUUGGGAUCAUUUCCACAUCUGACAGGCCUCAAAGCACUCGUUAGCUCUUCUGAGAUGCCAUUAGCUGCUAACGUGUAGCUAGGUGUAGGCUUUUGCACACUUAUACUGGUUUAAAGGGACAGCCUGAGCUUUUCCAGAGGAAAGGCAUGUCUAGAUUUUUUGAGAGAAAGGCAGCCUCUCUGUGGAAGAUGGGUGCUCUCCUAGAAGCUGAGCAUCAGUCGCAUAGGUAGCAUGUAUGCAGACCCUCACACUGACUCGCCUGUGGUGUGUGUUUGGUGGAAACAUGGAGGUUUAGAGCAGGCUCCUGGGGACAGGGCCUGUAUCUACUCAUGUGUCUACCUUCUACCGGGGAGGCAGCCUUAGCCUGCUACCAGCUUACUGUAAACUUGAGCUGAGAAGUAGGGGUGUAAAUCCUCCCCACUCCAGACUUCCUGCGGGUAGAAUAUUUUGGGCUUAAUCUUAACUCCUAGGAGUCCUGCUCAGAAAUUUAAAAACCGUUUUCGUCUUUAUCUUAAACCACGAGUGGCAAGUUUGUGGUUCGAUUUCUUUAAGUAACUUGGAAUGCCUACCUCAGUGGUGGUCUUGGGGGACCAGUGCAAGGGGCCUUUGAUAGGUGCAAAUAAUGAACCCUGGAAGCCAUCCCUUUGAAGCCCUGUGGCCCCUCAGGCUGCUAAAUGCAGGAGCAGUAAGAGACCCCAGCAUACAUCACGCCAGGGUUAGUACAGGACCCUGGAUGAAGCCUCUUUCUGUGGGAUGUGCCUGUGGGUAACAAAAACAUGUUGAUGUGCAUUUGUGAGAGACAAGCGCAAGUACUACAAGACCUUCGUCCUCUCCCUCUGCUUUUCUCCUUUGCCAUAGUGACAGAAACGUUUUCUGGAGUUGUUUCUUCCAUAACCUCAGGGAUGCCACUCGGUGACUUCCGCAUAAGACUCAGCUUUUUAAAACAAUGCCAGAAGAAUGUUUAUAGCCUAUUAAUCUAUUCCUGUAUUUGACAAGUGUUGAGAAGGAACUCUGCAUACGUCCUUACCUCAUAAACAUUUAUCUAAGCACAACAGGCAGGGCAUGAAGGACAUUUUUGCAAGGAGUGUCCGUGGAUCGGGGAUGUUAGAAGGAUGCUGGCUAUUUACAGUACAGAGUUACUGCCUUCUCAGGAAGUGUCACAUGGGCAUGGGAGGUUUGUGCAGAAACAAAAGAGAGAAAGGAAAGCCCCCCAGCCAUAACUGAGGCAGGAGCAGAGAGGCUGCUAAGAAGCUCCUCCGUCCGCACUUGCCGUGAAGUGUGGAUUCCGGGGCAUGUCUGAGAUCUCAUGGAGCUGGGCGGUUUCCAGCAGGCACAGCUGUGCUUCGGCUUUCCCAGCCCCUCUGCUACCACACAAGGUUUGACGGAUGAAAAGGUGAAGGCCUAUCUUUCUCUCCAUCCCCAGGUAUUAGAUGAAUUUGUUUCUGAAAGUGUUAGUGCAGAGACUGUGGAAAAGUGGCUGAAGAGGAAAACCAACAAAGCAAAAGAUGAACCAUCUCCCAAGGAAGUCAGCAGGUACCAGGAUACGAAUAUGCAGGGAGUCGUGUACGAGCUGAACAGCUACAUAGAGCAGCGCCUGGACACGGGCGGGGACAACCACCUGCUCCUCUAUGAGCUCAGCAGCAUCAUCAGGAUAGCCACAAAAGCCGACGGAUUUGCACUGUACUUCCUUGGAGAGUGCAAUAAUAGCCUGUGUGUGUUCAUACCACCCGGGAUGAAGGAAGGCCAACCCCGGCUCAUCCCUGCAGGGCCCAUCACCCAGGGUACCACCAUCUCUGCCUACGUGGCCAAGUCUAGGAAGACGUUGUUGGUAGAGGAUAUCCUUGGGGAUGAGCGAUUUCCUCGAGGUACUGGCCUGGAAUCAGGAACCCGCAUCCAGUCUGUUCUUUGCUUGCCCAUUGUCACUGCCAUUGGAGACUUGAUUGGCAUCCUUGAACUGUACAGGCACUGGGGCAAAGAGGCCUUCUGCCUCAGCCAUCAGGAGGUUGCAACAGCCAAUCUUGCUUGGGCUUCCGUAGCAAUACACCAGGUGCAGGUGUGUAGAGGUCUCGCCAAACAGACCGAACUGAAUGACUUCCUACUCGACGUAUCAAAGACAUACUUUGAUAACAUAGUUGCCAUAGACUCUCUACUUGAACACAUCAUGAUAUAUGCAAAAAAUCUAGUGAACGCCGACCGCUGCGCGCUCUUCCAGGUGGACCACAAGAACAAGGAGCUGUACUCGGACCUGUUUGACAUUGGGGAGGAGAAGGAGGGGAAGCCCAUCUUCAAGAAGACCAAGGAGAUCAGAUUUUCCAUUGAGAAAGGGAUUGCUGGUCAAGUGGCAAGAACAGGCGAAGUCUUGAACAUUCCCGAUGCCUACGCGGACCCUCGCUUUAACAGGGAGGUGGACCUGUACACAGGCUACACCACGAGGAACAUUCUGUGUAUGCCCAUAGUGAGCCGAGGCAGCGUGAUUGGCGUGGUGCAGAUGGUGAACAAGAUCAGCGGUAGCGCCUUCUCCAAGACAGACGAGAACAACUUCAAGAUGUUUGCUGUCUUCUGCGCACUGGCCUUGCACUGUGCUAACAUGUACCACAGGAUCCGCCACUCAGAAUGCAUCUACAGGGUUACCAUGGAGAAGCUUUCCUACCACAGCAUCUGCACCUCCGAGGAGUGGCAAGGCCUCAUGCGCUUCAACCUACCAGCACGCAUCUGCCGGGACAUCGAGCUAUUCCACUUUGACAUUGGUCCUUUCGAGAACAUGUGGCCUGGGAUCUUUGUCUACAUGAUCCAUCGGUCUUGUGGGACAUCCUGUUUUGAACUUGAAAAAUUGUGCCGUUUUAUCAUGUCUGUGAAGAAGAACUAUCGGCGGGUUCCUUACCACAACUGGAAGCAUGCAGUCACGGUGGCACACUGCAUGUAUGCCAUACUUCAAAACAACAAUGGCCUCUUCACAGACCUCGAGCGCAAAGGCCUGCUAAUUGCGUGUCUGUGCCAUGACCUGGACCACAGGGGCUUCAGUAACAGCUACCUGCAGAAGUUCGACCACCCCCUGGCGGCGCUGUACUCCACCUCCACCAUGGAGCAACACCACUUCUCCCAGACGGUGUCCAUCCUUCAGCUGGAAGGGCACAAUAUCUUCUCCACCCUGAGCUCCAGCGAGUACGAGCAGGUGCUGGAGAUCAUCCGCAAAGCCAUCAUCGCCACCGACCUCGCCCUAUACUUUGGGAACAGGAAGCAGUUGGAGGAGAUGUACCAGACAGGGUCGCUGAACCUCCACAACCAGUCCCAUCGAGACCGUGUCAUCGGCUUGAUGAUGACUGCCUGUGAUCUUUGCUCUGUGACCAAACUAUGGCCAGUUACAAAAUUGACAGCGAAUGAUAUAUAUGCAGAAUUCUGGGCUGAGGGUGAUGAGAUGAAGAAGCUGGGCAUACAGCCCAUUCCUAUGAUGGACAGAGACAAGCGAGAUGAAGUCCCUCAAGGGCAGCUCGGAUUCUACAAUGCUGUGGCCAUUCCCUGCUAUACCACCUUGACGCAGAUCCUCCCACCCACAGAGCCUCUGCUGAAGGCCUGCAGGGAUAACCUCAAUCAGUGGGAGAAGGUAAUUCGCGGGGAAGAGACAGCAAUGUGGAUUUCAGGCCCAGGCCCGGCGCCUAGCAAGAGCACACCUGAGAAGCUGAACGUGAAGGUUGAAGACUGAUCCUGAAGUGACGUCCUGAUGUCUGCCCAGCAACCGACUCAACCUGCUUCUGUGACUUCGUUCUUUUUGUUUUCAAGGGGUGAAAACCCCCUGUCAGAAGGUACCGUCGCAUAUCCAUGUGAAGCAGACGACUCCCUGCUUGCCGCACACACCUCGGACAGUGAGCAACCCAGGCUCUGCCGUGUUCAGACGUCGGCUACUCCGUGGCUCCACCUGACCUCCGAAUGCUAUUUGCUCCCAGGCCAGCACUGCACUGUCUGGAGGGGGCAGAGACCACAGGAGAGGUUCUUGCCUGCAUCCUCCCAUGAGGGUGUGGCCAGUUCCCUGGUUCUGUGCCAUGCUGCUGCUUGGUGGCAUUGGUUAGGAAUGGGACACACGCCCCUUGUUGUGAAGUUUACAUGUGACCUUCUUAUAGGUUAACUGAGUUUGUGGCCUGGGACACAUGUAAUGAAGGUCACAGUCCACAGGUGACAGAGAAAUCCAAACUGUUGAUUACAGGUGCACUACAGGUAUGCUCUUUCAGUCUAUCUGGGGGCACAUAGGUGAGUCUGCUCCACUCAGAAGGAAGCAUACCUCUGCCCUCAUCCAGGGGACACAGGGUACAUCCCAGGCAUCGGGGAACUGAAGCUCUCACUUCAAACCAUGUCAAAGAAUUAAAACACCUCCCCUCCCCCUCACUGUAGCCUUCGGCAACUGCGCCAAUCCCUUUAUACAAAGAAAAUAAAAGUAAGGCAUAUAAAUUUCCUCCAGCAAGCAAAUCUUGUGGGUAAAAAAAAAAAUGUGAAUUUUAACAACCUCUAUAUUUUCACUGUAUGUUAUGGCAGAAUUUUAGUCACGUCCAAAACAAAAGAUUAUUCCAGAAGAUACCUCAUCCUAUGCCUGAAAGGCUCCACAGCAUGGCGUCCGUCUCCCAGGGUUCUGAUCCGUCUCCUCACGGUGCAAUCAGGCAGGACAGGAGGAGGUGCAGGGCUACCACAUUGACCCAGAUGGUAUCUCCUCUCACCAUUCAGACAUCCAUAAGGAAUGCCAAAUGCUGUAUUGAAUAGUUCUCCUGUGUGACUUUCUAGAGAAGCCAGGACACCCCUGAGCCUUUCCUGGGAACUCCUAAGGAAGUCACAGGUUCACACCGUGGGGAUUUUCAGGAUAGCAUGGAGACCAGAGAAUCCCGGUUCGGUUGUUCUCACUCGGUGAGCCUUGAGAAGGAAGAGACUGACCAGAAACACUCACUCAGCACUCUGGCAGGAGCAGGAGAAGAUACUUUAAGAUGAAUCUUUGGGAUAGAUUUUGAUACACCCAAUACCAUACACACAGGAGCUUGGCAUUUGCAAAGUCUAUUCAGUUUCCUUCCACACUCUGACCCACGGUUGUAGCGGAGUGGGCUGAACACUGUAACACUGUACAUGCGAUUUCCCCAUGGGCUUCUAAAAUGUCACCAUCUCCUCCCCUGCUGUGUCCUACUCCAUUUACUGGUUACAAGGUGAUGUCAACAAGAGAAGCUAUCACAACACCAGGGCUGUGCACACGUGCACACACAUGUAUGCACAAGCACACAGAUGUAUGUACAGCACACACACACACACACACCCCAAAAGGAGAGAAAAGGAAGAAAACAUUUAUAAAAAGCGACAGCUACCCCCAUAUUCAAAAAUAGUUCUUUUCCCUGUAGGGAAACAGGUAGCUCUCCAUAAGGAAAUUAUCAUGAGUGUGUUCUCCCAUCAGUGCACUUCUCCCAGGGGUGCUCACUGAAGCUGGUCCACGUCUAUAAACAGGUGACACUGGCUGCAGCAAAAAGCCAUUCGAUCCACACAAAUUGAUCUUCUAUCAUCUUGGAAUCUGAAUUGCAGGGAGGAGCAGCAUGUAAGACGACCGUUUAAUUCAGGCAUUCCGAAGGCAUGAGCGCAUGGAUUCUGUCACCAAGCGUAUAAAAGGACCCUGGCAUUGGGAAACCUAUGACGGACUGUUUUUGCUGUAGAAGUAGGGAUUUUACAGAAGUCUCCUUGAAUUUGCCCUGCCUGGGGCAGUUUUGCAGAGGAACCUGCCAGAGAUUUAUUGGCUGGUCAGUCUCUUGUGAAAUAGUAUCAUGUGAGAAACAGUUUGUAGAAAAAAACUAUACCUGGGAAGACCUUUGCAACAUUGUUCCUUCCAUGGGCCAAGACUCAGUUAGGAGGCAUAAAUCUGCCCGGAAUAAACUAGGCCAGGAUACAGCCAUGUUUAGUUAAUAAUUUGGUUUUAGAAUUCACACAGGCAGGAUUGGUUUUUUUGUGUCUUGGCAAGUGGAGCAUAUUUAACAUACAGGCAUGGGAAUCCUGCCUCUUAGCUUUUCCCACCCUCUUGUCUCACCAAGUUUUUUCUCUCCAAAGGUUUCCAGGAAUUUCUCAUUAAUGGCUGAUGCAAACUUAGUGAAUAAUAAUGAAUAUAAACAAUGCUCACCUCACCAAAAUUAUAUUAUUUGCAGUCAUUUGUGAUAACACAAAUUUUAUCGCAAUGGUUAUUAUUUAAUUUGUGGCCACACACUGUGGUUAUCUUUUGUUGUGGUUGUUUCUGAGAAAAUGUUCUUGGAUAUGUAAGUGCCAAUACCAGUGUGAAGUAUUGAUCCCGGGCAGCAAAAUACAGCCUAAGGUUUGUAAACAUCAAUUCUAUCUCAGUUCAUCAGAGGGCCUGAGAAGCUGCGGGGCAGUGUAAAGUAAAGUAUGCUGGGCUGGUGGUGGUCAGCCUUCCCCUUGCCAAGAAGAGAGCAAUUGAAUCCUGUCCCCAGCUCCCUCCAGCCUGAAGAGUGACCAGUGCUGGCCCGACGGAUCGCUGAGAUAUUCUCCCAUAAUGGCAAAAAAUAGGCAGUUUGAUGUGACCUGUUUAGUGUGGCUCUCCUCUUUUGAGCAUGUGUUAGCAUUUUUAUUUUAUACUCAUCCAGUGAACUCUGCUCUUCCAAGUGUGUUCAUGUAUGUGCUAGAUAUAUUAGCACAGCCUGCCUUCUGCUGCACAACGCCUUAGAGACCCGGCCUUUCAAUGAGCUUAGCUUGUGCUCUGUUUCUGCUCUCUUAGGUCUAAACUAUGGUGUCAGUUUUAAUAGAACAAAAGUAUGCAUCUUGCCUUGGCUUGAGCCUUUUCGUUUUCAAUGCUGACUUCUCCCCUUUCUCUCCUGUGCUCACCUUACCUUUCCAGAGUGUAAGGGACAACUUUUAAGGAGGCGUGUCCCUGGUAGGGGCAUCCCUGUUCACCAGGUGCCUGUCAUCACCCCACUUGACUGACAUCUACCCUGGUGACUAUGGGUUCCUCUUGUUUGUAGGGAACGGUGGCUCCAGGUGGAGGCAUCAAUCUGUUGGGUUCUGGUUCCCGGCUGCCUUUGGUUUUGAAAGUCUCUUCUCUGUAUAUUCCUACCCUGCAUUUGCUUUGUGUGGUGCUGAUGCUGUGCGCAGUAGGAUUCUUGGAUGACUCUCCAUCAGUCACAGACUCCCCCUGUUGCAAAGUGUCAGGCUGACUCGACAGUCACCGUAAAAUCUGAGUCAGUCACACACAGGCUGUCAGCCACGGCUUCCACUUGCAUGGCUAUUCUAUUUUCACACGUGAGUUUCUGUUGCUGGCUGGCUGACUGGCAUUAUCUAUGCUAAGUUGAAAUCAGGGGUGCCCAGCAGAGCCCAUCAUUCUCACUGUCUUUGAAACAAAGCUGUACGGUUUGAUCGAUGAACGUAUUUAAAGCAUUUCAUGCAAUGACAAAGUGCUCAGUAGUGGAAGGCAGGCUGUGACCAGUCUGCCUGCUCCUUACUAUAAUUGUGAGGAUUUGUUACUGGAACAGUACAUGGAGGCCUGACCUUGUGGGGGCACAGGGUGGAACCUUAGCUGAAUAUAGUGUGUGUCUCAAGAGGAAGUCAGGGUACUAGCUCAGUGCUCAAUCUCCAGGUACUAUAUAUACAUUUGCCCGUUUUAUCUCUAAUGUGAAAUAAAUCCCCAAACACUUGUUUAUCGUGUAGCGUACCUAAAAGACUAUUCUAUUAUGGGUGUCCCCACUUUCUUGGUUUGGUCACCCCGAUCCCCCGGUCUUCUGCUGUAUCUAGAACAGUGACUAUAAAUGAUGUAUGGGAAUAGUGUUUCCAUAUGAUCUGUUGUCUGGAGUAUAUGCUACAUGUUCAUUUACUGUACAAAAACCCAGUGCAGCUGAUGAUGCAAAGCAGUCUCUCUCUGUGUACAGUGCCCCACCUAUUUAAAAAUCACGUACUUGCCCAGAACACUGUGAAACACUUAACAUAAGAACAAACGCAGCGUCUGGAUUCUUUCCAAGGAGAGCAGCUUUCUCCACAGGAACACAGUAACAAAAGAGGUCCGCCGCCAUCCACACCCAGCCAAGACACCUCAGAGGCCAUAGGGACAACCUCCUUGCUGGCCAACACCUGCUGGAGCAGGGGCACAGGUCCCAGCAACUGAUCCUCAGUGGAUGGGUCUGCAGCCAAAGCCUUAAUGGGCUCUCUUUUGAAGGGGAAAGAAAGAAUUUCAAGCUUAUGAUAUCCAACAUUAUUAUAGUUGAUGAGUUAGUAAAUUCCAAAAAAAAAAGAUGAUUUUAUAUGUAUGACAUAAAAAAAAUCUUUGUAAAGUGCGCAAGUGCAAUAAUUUAAAGAGGUCUUAUCUUUGCAUUUAUAAAUUAUAAAUAUUGUACAUGUGUGUAAUUUUUCAUGUAUUCAUUUGCAGUCUUUGUAUUUAAAAAAACUUUACUGUUAUGUUUGUAUAAUAGAACAUUAAUCAUUUAUUAUAACUCAGACAAGGUGUAAAUAAAUUCAUAAUUCAAACAGCCAGUAUAUAUGCAUAUAUGGGUGUUACAUUGCAAAAAUCUCUAUCUUUGUUCUAUUCACAUGCUUAAAGAAGUAAGAAAUCUUUUGUGGAUAUGUAAUUAUACAUAUAAAGUAUAUAUAUAUGUAUGAUACAUGAAAUAUAUUUAGAAAUGUUCAUAAUUUUAAUGGAUAUUCUUUGGUGUGAAUAAUUGAAUACAACAUUUUUAAAAUAUCA
Molecule: messenger RNA, 13317 nt
Organism: Mus musculus (house mouse)
Lineage: Eukaryota; Metazoa; Chordata; Mammalia; Rodentia; Muridae
Gene: Pde10a
Product: phosphodiesterase 10A
Exons: 22
Coding region: 5932-8325 (797 amino acids)
Biological process (GO): cAMP catabolic process; signal transduction; cGMP catabolic process
Cellular component (GO): cytosol
Molecular function (GO): 3',5'-cyclic-GMP phosphodiesterase activity; phosphoric diester hydrolase activity; 3',5'-cyclic-nucleotide phosphodiesterase activity
Source: RefSeq, a predicted model, not a curated record